CUCAGGCUGUCCUGACCCUGCAGCCUGCCUGGGCACAGAUAUUCCCAGGAGAGGCAGUCACCCUGAGCUGUGAGUUGGAGGGGGACUCUGCUGACUGGAGGUUUAAACAGUACCGAAAGGGUCAAGAACAGGCAGUGUGCCAGAAACCCUCACCCAGCAUGGGGAACAGUGUCAGCUGCACAAUCAGUACCCCCCAGUAUAACCACAGUGGAGAGUACUGGUGUGAGUCUGCAUCAGGACAGGAGCGCAGUAAUGCUGUCAACCUAACUGUGUCCAAUCAAUGGGUGAUCCUGCAGACUCCUCCCCAGCCUGUGAUUGAGGGAGACGUUCUGACUCUGAGGUGUCGUGUCCGGGGUUAUACAGCUACCAGGGUUGUCUUUUAUAAAGAUAAUAAAGUGUUACAAUCCAGGGCAGAUACAGAGCUGAGUGUGGAUCGUGUUUCAGAGAGUGACGAGGGGUCCUACAAGUGCAGAGCAUGGUGGAGCUCCUCCACUUACUCUGGUGACUCUGCAGAGGUGCGGGUGUCAGUGAGAGAGCUGCCCCAGACUACACUCACCCUGGAGCCUCCAUUCCCAGAGAUAUUCACCGGGGAGACAGUCACUCUGAGGUGUGGGGUUGAGGGGGGUUCUGCUGGCUGGAAAUAUCUCUGGUACAAAGACAGUGAGGACACUCCAGUGCUCCAGACUGCUGGACGCAGUAUAACUGGUGACAGCUACACAAUCACUGCAGCUGCUGUAUCUGACCAGGGCCAGUACUGCUGUCGAGGACAAAGAGGAGAUCAGCCACUCUACUCACAGCUCAGUGAUCCUGUGACAGUAACUGUGUCUGCACAGCUGCAGUGUCUGCAAACAUUGACAGUCAGCAGUGUGGAUCCCUCUGUAAUGCUUGUGUUCAUGAGCUAUCAGUUCCUGUGA
This is a messenger RNA of Acipenser ruthenus (sterlet), 914 nucleotides long. Its product is annotated as Fc receptor-like protein 2. The record is from RefSeq and is a predicted model, not a curated record. Gene Ontology annotation, molecular function: transmembrane signaling receptor activity. Lineage: Eukaryota; Metazoa; Chordata; Actinopteri; Acipenseriformes; Acipenseridae. The transcript has 4 exons. The coding region runs from base 159 to 914 and encodes 251 amino acids. Gene Ontology annotation, biological process: cell surface receptor signaling pathway.